CAACCCGGCGGAGCGCAAUUCAAGUCCACUAGUUGUCGUCCGCCGGUUGUUGUCGCACGCGAGCGACAAACGCGAGCGGAUUUUACGCGUGAACGCAUCACUUCACUAAAUUUCAAGACAUCGAAUGUCUUCCAAGAUUUAAUAUCUUUGUAACAAACAACGAAUAAGUGUCUUUACUCGAAAAUAUAAAUAUUUUAUGUUUAAGAUAUUUAUUGAAAGGCGCUGUAAUUUUUUGAGUGUUUUUUGAUUAAUUUCAUUUUUAUAUAGAAGAUUAUCGGUUAUUAAGUUAAGUGAAGGACCCGUGCGUGUCCUGACGUGUAUAACCACCUGCAAGGAUUCAUGCUCGUAAAUAUAUCCUUGCUGAGGGAUGACUUCUAACUGCAGUAUUAGUGUAUGGAGGGAUUGAGUUAAUGAUAACCGACCACUGCCAAAAGAACACGUCAAGAUUUUAAAAUACUAUAUACGCACACAUUUUUACUAAUUUAAACAGAACUGAAAGUGAAAUUGGAGUGAAAACAAAAGGAAGAAAUAAAAAUAUCAAAAUGGUGAAUUUCCGCUUGGAUGUGUGUACUAAUAGUAACAAACUGCUGAUAUCCUGUGUGCUGGUAUCGACCGGCGCUGGAUUCCUCAUCGGAUGGUCCUGGAUCUUCAAUUCAAUGUUGCGACUGGGAAUCGCGCUGAAAGAAAACACGUACAUGGAGAAACUUUGGCUGGUUAAUCCGAUGCCGUUGUAUUUAGAGAUUUAUGCUUUGAAUUGGACCAAUCCGGAAGACAUUUACAAGCCGGGUGUUAAACCCAGAUUCCAACAGAUUGGGCCGUUCUCAUUCAGAGAGAUCAAAACGAAAGGCAAUGUCACGUGGAACGCUAAUAAUACUGUCUCAUUCAGGCAGUAUCACUCGUAUCAUUUUGUCAGAGAGAAAAGUGUGGCUGAUUUGAGCCUGCCGAUUACUUCGUUGAAUCCUGUUUUAGUCAGUGCGGCAUACACUGCAAAAAUGAAGAAAUGGGGAUUUUGGAUGCGCAAAGGAAUGCAAGUGGCCUUCACUCAAAUGCACCAAGAAUUAGCUAUCACAAAACCCUUCGGACAGUAUUUGUUUGAAGGUUAUUAUGAUCCCAUGGUGGCGCUGUCAGCUAAAAUGCCUUUGCCGUUCAUUCCCAAACUACCAAUGGAUGAUAAAUUUGCUUGGUUUUUUGGAAGAAAUGAAACUUCAUUUGAAGGAGACUUCAACAUGGGCACAUCCUACGACAAUUUCGGUGUUUUGGAAUCAUGGAACUUUGCAAACCGUACCAAUCAUUAUCAGGGCAGUUGUGGCCAUGUUUCUGGUGCUUCUGCAGGUGAACUGCAUCGACCUUAUCCAAAUAAAGACACCAUUUCCAUUUUUGUGCCUGACAUGUGCCGUAACAUGCCGUUGGAUUUUGAAGAAGAAGAAUCUGUUGAUGGAGUUAUAGGAAGAAAAUACACAGCAGGAAAACGUUUUCUGGAUAACGGUACACUCUACCCAGAAAAUAAAUGUUUCUGUCCAGAGGAAUGUUUCCCUUCAGGAGCUGUAAACAUCAGUAGUUGCAAAUAUGGCGCGCCUGGUUUUGUCUCUUUACCAAACUUCCACGGCGCUGAUGAUUAUUAUCUGAGUGCAGUCGAGGGACUUAAACCUGUUCGAGACAAACACGAGUUUUACAUUACACUUGAACCGCUUACUGGAAUAACUUUGCGUGUUGCUGCAAGGUUACAACUCAAUUUGUUACUUGAACCAGCAAAAUACUUAACAUUAUUUCAAAAUGUGCCAAAACUAAUCUUCCCAGUGUUGUGGUUUGAAGAAGUCGUUCAAAUCCCUGACUUUCUCCUGGUUUUAAUCAAAAUCCUGCUUUACAUGCCGUUGGUGAUUCAAAUCAUCGGCGCGUUACUGAUGUCCAUCGGUUUCUUCCUCUGCUCAACAGUCAUCUACAAACAUAUCAACUCAACGAUGAUCAAAUCCGGACAAUUUGUCUCAAAGCAAGGCAAUCAACACACGAAAAGAAAUCAUCAUUUACAUGCUUUAACAAUCAAGGAGCUGGUGCCGUUGAAUGAGAAAGAAAAACUCCGCGUCGUUUACGAAACGGACGUGCAGCUCGUAGGCGACGUAUGCAGUUGUAGUUCAAAUUUAUAUCGCAAAAAAAUGAAACGCACUAGAAUAAUAGGGCGGUACUGCCGGGGGUUCGUCUUCACAUUGGGGACGGUGUUCACAUUCAUUGGGUUAUUAUUUCUACUUCAGUUUAAUGGCAUGUAUGACUUGAUUGUAAUGAAUGCGCUGAAAGUGGAAGAUGGAUCAAAAGCUUAUGAAGCGUGGCGCACUAAUGAUCCACCGCUUAUUUUGGAUAUGUAUAUGUUUAACUGGACGAAUGCACAUGAGGUGUAUAAUGAAAGUGUUAAACCACACUUUGAACAAGUCGGGCCGUAUAGAUUCCUCGAGGUGAAGGAGAAGUACGAUAUUGUUUUUCAUGAAAAUGAUACAGUUUCGUAUAAAUAUUUGAAGAGAUAUUAUUUUAUGGAUGAAGAGAGUCCUUGUCAACUUACUGAUGUGAUAAAUACGUUAAAUACUGUAGCAACUUCGGCAGCUUACAAAACACGUUUUGAUGAAGGGUUUAAAAAAUGGUCCAUGGAUUUCACAAUGUCGAUGUCCUCCUCGGUGUAUGUAACGAAAACAAUAGACGAGUUACUUUUUAAAGGAUAUUACGAUCCUUUACUGGGUGUUCUCAAGCAGGUAUCGCCGUUUUUACCUGAUGAUGCACAAAUUGAAGAUCAUAAUUUCGGUUGGUUUUACAAGCGAAAUAAUACUAGAAACUUGAGUGGAGAGUUUAGUAUGUCUACUAAACAGGAUCAUACUUUUGGCAGGAUGGUUUCGUGGAAUCAUCGCAACGAAACUGAUUUCUUUGAAGGCGAAUGCAAUAAAAUACGUGGAUCAGCUGGAGAGUUUUAUCCUUUGGAUAGGACAAGAGAUUCUAUUACUUUGUACUCUAAUGAAUUGUGUACAUUCGCUGAAUUUGAUUAUGAAAAGAUGAGUUUAUUAGGAUGUGAGGGGUAUAAAUAUUCAGCACAAACUUUAUUUGAAAAUGGUACAAUUUAUCCAAAAAAUCAAUGUUACUGCCAAGGUGAGUGUUUACCCAGUGGAGUCUUGAACAUCUCUUCCUGUCGUCAAGGAGCCCCAAUAUUUCUCUCUUUGCCACAUUUUUACAACGCAGAUCCUUACUAUACAAAUUUAAUUGAUGGACUUACACCAAACAAAAAAGAUCACGACUUUUACAUCACUCUAGAACCCAAAUCUGCAAUCGCAAUUGAAGUAGGAGUUCGUAUGCAACUCAAUCUUUUACUACAACCAAUCAAAGGAUACUCAUUAUUUUCUAACGUUCCUAAAAUAAUGGUACCUAUAUUCUUCUUCGAUCAAGUAGUGACAAUGAGUGAUGAAUUAGCGACCAGCGUCUAUUUAAUACAAAAUCUACCUGAAAUUGUCGAACAUGUAUCAUAUGUUUUCGUCGUGCUGGGUGUAUCGAUGAUGAUUCUUGUCCUAAUAACAAAUUGUAUAUGGCCAUCGUCGAAGAACCGUGAGCGUAAUGAAUAUAAAGUUGCUGCUGCACAAGCAGUUGAAGUACCACUUACCACAAAAGAAGUGCACAUUCAUGCGUAGUAAUAAUGUUUAUUAGGGAGGGGGUGAGGAAAUUUAGCAAUGGAAAUGCCAAAAAAUAAAUUAAUUAAGGUCUUUAUGCAUGAACAAAAAUCCAUCCAUGAUCUAAGAACAAUUAUAUUACUUAACAUGACAAUACAUAUUUUAAAUUAAAACCAAUGUAAAUAUUUUGUAUAUAGUUUUAUUACACAGAGAUUAAAAUCUAUACAAAUAAAACUAAA
Molecule: messenger RNA, 3874 nt
Organism: Dalotia coriaria
Lineage: Eukaryota; Metazoa; Arthropoda; Insecta; Coleoptera; Staphylinidae
Cellular component (GO): membrane; cytoplasm
Molecular function (GO): scavenger receptor activity
Source: RefSeq, a predicted model, not a curated record